GCAGUAUUGCGCUCACUUAGUGAAGGUACUUGCAGUGAGCCCAGCGGUUUCGAGUGGAAAUAAUUUGAAAAUCGGAGUCGAAGACGUUGCGGGCUAUUAGGGGGCUUCCUCAAACGCAAAUCGAUCAAAUAGAUUUUUCAGUACCCAUUGAUGUGCGCAGGGUCCGCUGGUGAGUCUGUGAGUUGCGCUGCCUCUACACAGCGUAAGAUACUCUCCAACAAUUGGGAAAGCUAAUUUUCCUUAGCCAGUUUGUGCGUGCAUCGGUGUCCAUAUAGUGCCUCUAAAGUGCCAAGUGGGUUCCACCAACUAAUUAGAAGUUUAAGGAAGAGCCUCAAUUAUGGGCAGUUGAAAAAACAAUUAAUUUACAUAAAAAUAGCCUUUCGACAACCUCUUGUGAGAUGGUGUAGUGCGCGGUGGUAGUUGACGGUAUUCACGCGCUUCGCUAGUACGUUGGCGCGACCACUUCCGUCUCUCGAUUUAUAUCUGAUAUUACGAAUGCAUGUCGGAGUGUCUACAAGCAAAAUGCAACGUGAAAUGUCCUAAGGUGGGAACGGGUACGGGUACGGGUACGGUCAUCAAGAAAGCCCUGCCGGAUCGUAUAAGUGCAGUAGAUGCCACAGAUUAGAGUAUAUUGAGGUCAAGAAUCUCAGAUCUAUAAUUAUUUAUGAGCGAGAGAAUCGAAGGAAGCACUAGAACAGAGAAAACAUCCCCUUCAGCUUUGGGCUUGCAAAGUGAAGACUUCUAAAAAUAUGCUUGUCAAAACUUAUAUAUUUCGAAGGUUACGUUUGUUUUUUAGGAUGGCACUGGCCGUGUCCCUUCGCAAGGCACUGAUGGUGCUGCUGGCCACAAUGAUAGUCAUUCUCAUGCUAUUCUAUUGGAACCAGUCAAACCUGAAGCCUACAUCCUUCAUCAGCACUUUUGAGAAGUCCAUUAAAAAUAGACUAGCAUCAUCUUACCUUCUUUCGUUGCCUACUGAAAAAACGUGGACAUACAAAUGCGAAGGAGACAAGUGCGUCCGGCAUCACUAUCUGACGGAAAUUAAAAAUGAGAAACGUGUCCCUUUUAUGACGUGCUCCAUGACUUGCGGUGACAUCAAUAUAUGGCCUCAUCCAACUAUUAAAUCUGCCUUCAGUUCGAAAUCGAUACGUUUCACCGCUGAAGAUGUUCAAUUACGAAUCAAUACACCUUUCGAUCAAGUGGAGAGUCUAUUUCGUGAUGCUUUUACAAUAUUUUUACACGAUUUAAGGCAUAUUGAGAAACUUCAAGAAAUUGAAACGGGAAACGGUGGUAAUGGCGGUGAUGCAAACUCGCCAGGAUCCACCAGUACCGGGACGGGCGCGAGUGGCAGUGUUAGUGGGAAUAAUAAUGAAAUUACUGCGAUUAAUACGAAAAUUAAUGAAAAAGUACAUAAUUUUUUUAGUAGACGUAAGAAGCACUGUGAUAUUGAUAACUUCAUAGUUGAGGUUGAUAUUAGGAAAUCGAAUGAUAUUAAUUUAAAUUUUGAGACUGAUGAGAGCUACAAUAUAACGUCGACAUAUGAGCGACGGAAAAUGACAGUGAAAAUCGAGGCCAAUUCCUUUUUUGGAGCGCGCCAUGGACUCACAACCCUUCAGCAAAUGGUCUGGUACGAUGAUGAGGAUGAAUUGUUACGUAUUAUCUCGAAAUCUCUCGUAUAUGAUGCGCCAAAGUUUAAAUAUCGUGGCCUUAUGUUGGAUACGUCACGCCACUAUUUCUCGGUUGAAUCGAUAAAACGGACGUUGGCCGGAAUGUCGUAUGCGAAAUUGAAUCGAUUCCAUUGGCACCUGACUGACUCGCAGAGUUUCCCCUUCGUCUCGAAAUACUAUCCGGAAUUGGCGGCCCACGGUGCCUAUUCGGAACGUGAGACCUAUACAAGUGAUGAUGUCAAGGAAAUUGUGUCAUACGCCAAAGUCCGUGGUAUUCAGGUAAUACCUGAAAUCGAUGCACCCGCUCAUGCUGGCAACGGUUGGGACUGGGGACCAAAACGAGGUCUAGGCGAAUUAAGUUUGUGCAUUAAUCAACAGCCGUGGAGUUUCUACUGCGGUGAACCACCAUGUGGCCAACUUAAUCCCCGAAAUAAUAAUACGUUCCUCAUUCUGCAACGACUCUAUGAGGAGCUAGUGAACUUAACAGGGACCACAGACUACUUUCAUUUGGGGGGUGAUGAGGUGAACUUAGAAUGCUGGGGUCAAUACUUCAAUGACACGGAUCUUCGUGGAAUGUGGUGUGAUUUCAUGUUGCAAGCACUUAAUAGAUUGAAAAUUGCCAACAAAAAUGUAACUCCACGAUAUAUAGCAGUUUGGUCGAGUGGUUUGACCAACUCAAAGUGUCUUCCAAAAUCACAAUUUGCGGUACAAGUUUGGGGUGGUAGUACAUGGCAGGAGAAUACUGAUCUUCUCGAUAACGGUUUCAAUUUAAUAAUAUCACACGUGGAUGCAUGGUACUUAGAUUGUGGAUUCGGUAGCUGGCGAUCGACCGGAGAGGCAGCAUGCUCGCCCUAUCGAACAUGGCAAAAUGUAUAUAAACAUCGCCCAUGGGAAAGGAUGCGCUUAGAUAGACAAAGGAUGAAACAGAUUCUGGGUGGUGAAGCUUGUCUGUGGACAGAGCAAGUUGAUGAAGCUGCAUUAGAUACUCGAUUGUGGCCUAGAGCAGCAGCGUUGGGAGAAAGACUUUGGACGGAUCCCGAUGAUGAACGCGAUAUGGAUGCUGUACCACGUGAAGUGUUCGGUCGUAUGGCGGUAUUCCGUAAUCGACUAGUGGAAUUAGGUAUCAAAGCAGAGCCAAUAUUCCCAAAGUAUUGCGCACAAAACCCAGGCGAAUGUGUAUGA
Hermetia illucens (black soldier fly) is the source of this 2846-nucleotide messenger RNA. Its product is annotated as probable beta-hexosaminidase fdl. Gene Ontology annotation, biological process: glycosaminoglycan metabolic process; carbohydrate metabolic process; ganglioside catabolic process. NCBI's taxonomy places the organism in Eukaryota, Metazoa, Arthropoda, Insecta, Diptera, Stratiomyidae. Bases 750 to 2846 code for a protein of 698 amino acids. Gene Ontology annotation, molecular function: beta-N-acetylhexosaminidase activity. Gene Ontology annotation, cellular component: membrane. The record is from RefSeq and is a predicted model, not a curated record. The transcript has 10 exons.